Molecule: messenger RNA, 701 nt
Organism: Kogia breviceps (pygmy sperm whale)
Lineage: Eukaryota; Metazoa; Chordata; Mammalia; Artiodactyla; Physeteridae
Gene: STMN4
Product: stathmin 4
Biological process (GO): microtubule depolymerization; regulation of microtubule polymerization or depolymerization; neuron projection development
Cellular component (GO): neuron projection; cytoplasm
Molecular function (GO): tubulin binding
Source: RefSeq, a predicted model, not a curated record
CAGACCUACCCUGACUUUCACUAGGACUUACCUCUCACAUUCCAGAAAACAUGACCCUCGCGGCCUACAAAGAGAAGAUGAAGGAGCUCCCGCUGGUGUCCCUGUUCUGCCCCUGCUUCCUGGCAGACCCCCUGAAUAAGUCAUCCUAUAAAUAUGAAGGCUGGUGUGGGAGAGAGUGUAGGAGAAAAGAUGAAAGCCAGCGGAGAGACAGUACUGACUGGAGAGAAAGAAGAGAGCAGGCAGACACGGUGGACCUGAACUGGUGUGUCAUUUCCGACAUGGAAGUCAUCGAGCUGAACAAGUGCACCUCUGGCCAGUCCUUUGAAGUCAUCCUGAAGCCACCCUCCUUUGAUGGGGUGCCCGAGUUCAACGCCUCCCUCCCCAGGAGGCGAGACCCAUCACUGGAAGAAAUCCAGAAGAAACUGGAAGCGGCUGAGGAGCGAAGGAAGUACCAGGAAGCUGAGCUUCUGAAGCACCUGGCAGAGAAGCGAGAACAUGAGCGGGAGGUGAUCCAAAAAGCCAUUGAGGAAAACAACAACUUCAUCAAGAUGGCAAAGGAAAAACUGGCUCAGAAGAUGGAGUCCAAUAAGGAGAACCGGGAGGCCCACCUUGCCGCCAUGUUGGAACGGCUGCAAGAGAAGGACAAGCACGCGGAGGAGGUGCGGAAAAACAAGGAGCUGAAGGAGGAGGCCUCCCGGUAA